UUACAAUGGAAUUAUUCAUAUGUUGGGCCGCAGAGAGGACAUGAAGAGGCAAUGAUAAUUUUUGAAGAAAUGAAGGCUUGUGGUAUAUUACCAAGUGUUCAUACAUAUAGUAGUCUGAUUUAUGGAUUUUGCAAACAAUGUCAUUUCUCAAAGGGCUUUGCUCUCUUAGAGGAAAUGGCUUCUGUUGGAAUAAAACCUAACAUUAUUUGUUACAGCAUGUUCCUGAACGGGUUAUCUAAGAACCAAGAAAUUGAAAUUGCUGUAAGAUUUUUUCAUAAAUUGGCAGCUCUUGGCUAUGACCAUGAUGAAGUUACAUAUGGCAUCAUAACUGAUGGGUUUUGUAGAAAUGGUGAAAUGGCUAUUUCCCACAACUACCUGAAUGCAAUGGUUAAAAAUAACAUUGUGCCUGAUAUUUUCUGCUACACCAGUUUAAUUCAUGGAUAUAGCAGAUGUGGGUGCCUACAGGAAGCUCUUAACGUCUUUAUUCUCAUUAAUACAUACAACACAGUGAUUGAUGGACUUUGUAAGGAAAACAAGGCUUCUGAAGCAUGGUCAUUAUUUCAUGAGCUGGUAAAGAGGGGACUUGUUCCUGAUAAUGUUGUCUAUGGCAGCAUGGUUGAUGGUCUAGUGAAGCAAAAUGACUUUAAAAAUGCAUUUGAGUUGUAUACUAGAAUGACAAAAGAUGGAAUUCAACUUAAUGCAGUGACGUAUACAAUUUUUAUACAUGGUCUUUGGAAGAACAACAUGACACAUGAAGCUAUGAGUUUAUUUAAGGAAAUGAUUAGCAAACAAGUGAAUCCUGAUACUGUUGCUUACACAUCAUUAAUUUCUGCAUAUUGCAGGAGUGGAAAUAUGAAGAAAGCUUGGGAACUAUUUUCUACAAUGUUGUACAGUGGAUUAUUACCUGAUGUUGUCACAUUUACAUGUUUGGUUGAUGGAUACUGUAAGCUAAGCUGUUUGGUGAAAGCUUCAGCACCAUUUCAGGGUCUACAACCUUACAGAGGCCAUACUAUCAGUCAGCUUUCGGGUAAAACAAUCCCAUGCUAGAAGAAUUAUAACAAUUGCAGAAUAGGCAUGCCAUGACCCUAUAUUCACACCUAGCAAUGCUAAAAAUGUAAUUAACAGGGUACAUGAAGCCACUGUUAUUGUACUAAUGUGCCUAUUCGUUUCACAAAAUGAUUACUGAUAAUGACUGACAAUACUAGUUGUAAAAAUGCAUUAGAUGUAUCCACCAGAUAGAUGUACCAUCCCAAGUUUAGUAAUACUACUGCAUGAGAAUAGCAAAACCACAGGAUAUAAGGAACUGAAAACUUUCACGAUUUGUGGUAGUAUCCUAGAGCUUGAUCUGUUCUCUGUUCUGCAAGGCAGCAAGUUCGGAAGGGUUAACCAAGAAAAAAAAGGAGUAGCAAUCCAUACUUGUUCAAGUAUACUUCCAGUUGAAGAGUCGCCUCAUCUCUAUAUACUCUUGAACCAGAUGAAAUCAAUAACAUCGCCGUGAGACACACCAAAACAAUUGCAUAAACAAGCUGACAGAAACCCAGAGGACAAUGGAACACACAUGCACCUAUACGAUGCAUGUAUUAUACCUAUAUGAUAAGUCUUUGUUGCAGGCAAGCUUGAUGAGGCAUAUUCUGCAAGAAUAAGCCCAGCCCUUAAGAUGGGGAUCACCUGCCAAACAAAGAUACGUCAGGAGUUCAUACUCUAGCUAUCAAACCAGGAAGUUUCUCCAUUCUCAUAAAAACCAAAAAGAAAAUCACAGG
Molecule: messenger RNA, 1760 nt
Organism: Nymphaea colorata (pocket water lily)
Lineage: Eukaryota; Viridiplantae; Streptophyta; Magnoliopsida; Nymphaeales; Nymphaeaceae
Product: pentatricopeptide repeat-containing protein At1g62914, mitochondrial-like
Exons: 2
Molecular function (GO): protein binding
Source: RefSeq, a predicted model, not a curated record